AUGUUUGUAAACCGGAAGGACAAUUUUGCUUUCUUGACAUUCGAAAAUGCCUUCAAGUGCAAUGCAGACAGUGCGAUUGAUACUAUCAGUGAGUUAAAGGAAUGGUUCUUCAAAUAUAGACACUUAUUGAGUCAACGUGCUAUGAAUGAUUUGCUGCGUAUAUUACGAAUUACAUUUCCAGAACUGUGUCUCAAUUCGCGUUCUUUCUUAAAGACUCCUAGUUUCUGCCCGUAUGACAUUAUAAGCGUUUCUCCAGGUUUGUACUACCACAUCGGUAUCGAAGCUGGAUUGAGAAAUAAAAUCAACGAGAUAAAGCAAAAUACGUUUCUGGAAAGUGAUAAUGAAGUAGUAUUACCUGUCAAUAUAAACAUAGAUGGGAUACCGAUUUCCAACAGCUCAAGGAGUCAACUGUGGCCAAUUUUAGUUGCAAUUGAUGUAGCAACAUUUGACACAAACGCAAGAAAGCCAUUUGCGGCAGGCAUUUACCAUGGGAAUACGAAACCAGCUAGUGCUGAUGAAUUUUUAAAGAAGUUCAUAGAGGAAUUCCUUUAUCUUCAAGAAAAUGGCUUCAAAAUCAAGAACAAAGUAGUUAAAAUAAAAGUUAACAAGAUUCUUUGUGACGCGUCGGCAAAAUUAUUUGUAUUAAGCAUAAAAGGACAUAAUGGACACUUCAGUUGCACAAAGUGCGUUCAAGAGGGUACAUUCAUAAACCGAAGAAUGGCUUUUUUGGAAGAAGAUUGUGAAUUGCGAACCGAUGAAAGCUUUAAACUCCAAGUAGACGAAAAAUUUCAUAAAGGAACAAGUCCUUUCACAAAGCUUGAUGUCGGUUUAGUAUCGUAA
Linepithema humile (Argentine ant) is the source of this 840-nucleotide messenger RNA. RefSeq lists its product as uncharacterized. Lineage: Eukaryota; Metazoa; Arthropoda; Insecta; Hymenoptera; Formicidae. The record is from RefSeq and is a predicted model, not a curated record.